AUGGCGGACCUGGGGACGCAGCGCUUCUCUCGGACCAGGAGGUUCGAUGAGGAGGAUCGAAAGACCCGCAUCUUUGACACCAAGGCACGCAUCAUGGGGGUGGACACGGCCGCGCUGGACGCCCAAGUGGACGAGAAGCGGCGGCUGCGGGAGGCAGAAGCAAGGAUGAACCAGAACGCCGCGGAGGUGGCCAACAUCUUCGACAAGACGCUGCAGCUCAGGGAACAGGACAGGCUGAUGGCCAAGCGCGAGGUGAACCGCGAGGUGGAGUCGUUCCGUCUGUCCAACCAGGAGAAGUGUGGGCGCCGCGAUUACGACCUGGACGACCCCCUGCUGCGGAAAAAGUCGCUUCCCGCCCGGCUCGACGACACUGACGAGAAUAACCCGGUGUCGGGGAUCCAGAAGCUGGCGGGAGAGGACCUGCAGGCUGGGUGGCGCAAGAAGCUGCAGAUGGAGCAGCAGGCGCUGUGGGCGGCGGGGCAGGAGGCCCAGAAGCGCGCUGCGCGCGAGCGCGCGCUCGCGGAGGAGCAGCAAAUGGCAGAGAUCAUGCUGGCACAGGACGAGCUUCGGCAGCAGUUCGCAUCCGAGGAGUCUGCUAUCAAGGCGCAGCUGAAGCGCGAGACGGCGGACGAGAACCGGCGGCUCGCGGAGGAAAAGAAGAUGCGCGAGCGUGCGGCGCGCGAGGCGGAGGCGCGCGCGAACGAGGCGGAGCAGGAGGCACUCGCGAGCAACCCAAUUAUCAACGAGCACCCGGACAUGCAGGCAAGAGGCGGUGUUAAGAGCGUCGUGAGCCCGGCACGGUACCGCAAGGACCAUUACAAGAGCAUGCCGGAAGACCAGAAGCAGAAGAUUAAGGACGAGCUAGACCGCCAGCUGAUGGAAAAGCGCGCGCGCAAGCUGGCAGAGCAGUCCGAGGAGGCGGCGCACGCAGCGCACCAGGAGAUGAUCCGGCUCACGCUUGAGCGGCGAGCGGCUGAGGCAGCCGCAGCCGCUCGGCUUGCGAAGAUCGACCUCGUUGAGACCCAGAAGGUUCAGAAAGUGGGGCAUACUAUCAGGGAAACGACGCUGAAGAAGGAAGUCUACACAAACGUUCCGACCGAAGCGUACUUUGCUCAAUUCAACACCCGGAGCCGGUAG
This is a messenger RNA of Klebsormidium nitens, 1137 nucleotides long. Lineage: Eukaryota; Viridiplantae; Streptophyta; Klebsormidiophyceae; Klebsormidiales; Klebsormidiaceae. The record is from the annotation of a GenBank genome assembly.